Messenger RNA from Haliotis rufescens (red abalone), 2241 nucleotides. Its product is annotated as putative transcriptional regulator cudA. The transcript has 6 exons. The coding region runs from base 207 to 794 and encodes 195 amino acids. NCBI's taxonomy places the organism in Eukaryota, Metazoa, Mollusca, Gastropoda, Lepetellida, Haliotidae. The record is from RefSeq and is a predicted model, not a curated record.
UAUUGACGUCUGCUCUGUUUUUCAAAUACAGACGAGACUUAGGCCUAGCCCAGAAAUGUUGUCAACAAAGCAGAAAUAUCUAUCGUCAGCGAAUUUGACAAUAUGUUUCAGUUAAGUUACUCUUCCAGAAGAAAUAAAUGUAAAGAUGGUUUGUGCGUCUGAGCAAAGGAUUCCGAGAAUUGGUUGUGAUUGCUGAUCCCAGAACAAUGCCAGCGUCAGACUUUGGCUGGUCCAAUCGUGCACAGGUGUUUCAAGUUUUUGGCAAUAAACGUAAACAUGAGUGGACAGAGGCUGGGGACAGAGAAGUGCAGAUGGAGGCGUCUUCGAAGAGGCAAUGUCCUGAACCUACAGAAUGUGGAGAUGCCAUGAAUGAAAUGUUGGAGAUCAAUCACAACUCCAUCCUGCCCACAGACGCUCCUCAGCAGGAUACGGCACCUGUUGAUUGUGCAACCAUGACUCAGGACCAAAUACAUCAACUACAGCAUGCCCAACUUCAGCAACAAAUACAAGAGCAGCAGCAGCAGCAACAGCAACAACAGCAGUAUAUGCAGCAACAACAGCAACAUCUUCAGUCACAACAGAUGCAGCAGGCGUUCAACCAAGAGAUACAGCCGCAGCAACAGCAGGAGGAUCCCCAUUCUCACAACACAAUGGUUAUGGACCUUUGUGAUGAGACAUACUCUAACGCACAGUUGGACACAGAAACACAGUCAAUGUACAGCAACAUGGACUCUGACUUUGUGCCAAAUCUGCAGCAAUAUGGGUUAGCAUUUUGUGGAGACUCGUGUUUGUAAGUUAAGGUGGAGAACGAUACCCAGCAUCAGGGAGAAUCCGGUGCUACUGCAAGCAGUCUUGGGAAGGAUUGAUGGACAUGAGGCCCUAUGUGUCCGACUACUACUGAAAACACCUCCCUAGUCACCUAUUGUACCUUCAAAGUCACAUCCUGACACCAGUCUUUCUGUGUCUCACUCAAGGCAGUCCACCAAAUGCAUAUUUAGGCCAGACCACUAUUUUCACUUGUUCUACAGCAAUAUUCCAGCUUGUGGGUCACAAAAAGAUAUAAUAAAUAGGUUUAACAAGUCAGGUUGUUCUGGGAGUAGGGGUUGGGAUUCUGUCCUAAGCUGAUAGCUUUAAGAUUGCAAAGAUUACUAAGAUUACUAAAAUUACUAAUGAGUAAAGAGGUGCAACCAUCUUAUUUAAAUGUCAGUAACCAGGAAAAUAAGGUCUGGCCUCUCCGUGAUAAAGUGCUGCAUCAAUCAAUGUAACAGCAUUUACUUCAGAGACUAGUAUUGUGACUUUUGAGAGCAUAUUGGUUUAAGAUGUUUUCGAUAUUUGAUUUCUUUUAACUGAGUCAAGUCAGUGUUGUAUAUUUUCCAAAGAGAGUGUUGAAACGUAAUGAAUCACAGUUAAAAGCACAGUUGUUUUUCUCACAUAAGAGCUGGAUUUACUGUUGUAUUAGUCUGUGACAGAUACUUCUUAUCAUUUGACUUUGAAGAUCCUACACAACUGAAACUGUCACAUAGUGAAUGAUGAAAGGCAAGAGUUAAAUAUGUUGUUGUAGAAUCUCAUACUGAAAUAACUUUAGGUUUGAGCAAGGUAAAUUUACUGGGACAUAUUAUACAGGUGGUUAAUUGAACGAGUGUAUACCAUUUGUUCUUGAUUCCUGCACAUAAUUCAUGUUUCUUUAAGAAAGUCAUUUGUAUUUUUUAAAUGACCUGGUAUAUAAAUUAUUGGUAUACCAUUUCUUUAUUCUAGAGACUUUGAAUCUCCAUGCAGCAGUUUUGUACCAUUUAAAAAAUGAACAAAUCCUUUAUUUUAGAUAUUCCACUAACCAAUGGGUCAUGAAUGUGACCUGCACUGUUGCUAUUGUUAGCUAAUGUGUGACCGUGUACAGUGUUAUGGCUUUAAUAUCAAUGUUAGUGCCUUACUUGUUGACAUAAUCAUAGAUGCUUCAGAGAGAACAGAAUAUGUGCGUGCAAUUGUAUGAUUGUUUUUUGAGGUACAGAUUUAAAUUAUUUUGUUGUACAAUUACAUAUGCAUAUAACCAUGAUAACUGUACUCAAAGAUUAUUUUCAGGGCCCUGUUCCACAAAUUGAUAUUGCUAUUACAGUCGUGACUCCUAUACUUUGAUAGUGUGGUAGUGGUAGAUUGAUUACACUUUGUGGAACGAGAGGACCUGGGCCAUUUAGAGUCCUCUAAUUUUGUUAAUGGAUCUCAAAAGAGUUGUCUCAAAUUGUUUCA